This is a messenger RNA of Papilio xuthus (Asian swallowtail), 771 nucleotides long. The record is from RefSeq and is a predicted model, not a curated record. Lineage: Eukaryota; Metazoa; Arthropoda; Insecta; Lepidoptera; Papilionidae.
AUGCCAGGGCGUUCCCCUAUCCACCACCGGGGGACGCGCCACGUCGCAGUUCACCUCUCCGCCCACCCGGACAACCGAGCAGGUCCGUGGAAGUCCGCGGUGCCUGUGGCAACCAUCAGCGCCGAGCCCGUUCCUGCCGUUGAGCCUGCUGUGUCGAUGCCGCCGCCGUCGCAGUUGGGCGAAGCUGUGAUUGCGAGCUCGCUUCAAGGGCGCGCUUCAGGCUUCAACGACUCCGUCCUCACCGGAGCGUCCCGCGAGCGCUACAUUUGGCACGUGAGCAAUCAGCGUCAGCUACGGUUCCUAAAGCACCACAAGACGAAGGUGCAGUGGUGCCGGUUCUCCCCGGUGCCGGAGCGGCUGACGCGCGGCGCCCCCCACGCGCCCAGCCCCGCCCCGCACUCACCCGCCCCGCCCACUGACGACGACGCCCCGCCACUCGUGCUCGUCACCAUGGCAGCGGAGAUCGUCUGGUGGAACAUUACAUACAUCAUGAAGACCAGGAUUAAUAAAAACUUUUGGAGCAAUCGCUGGAAUGCAGUAACGCCUAUCGAAAGUCCAGUAGACACGGUGAAACUUACCACGGCGAUGGACAACUUGCAUAUUGAAAGUGCACACAAUAACUUCUUCUUUGGCUCCGGAUUGAUGAAUGCGCAGGAGUGCUGGAAAUGCUUUGGAAAGGGAAAACUGGAUCAUCCCGAACACAUUCAUAUCAUGAAUUUAAUGCACGCAAACACGCAGCAUCUCAUCCAAGGAGGUUUCAUAUUUUUAUAG